Molecule: messenger RNA, 756 nt
Organism: Colletotrichum tamarilloi
Lineage: Eukaryota; Fungi; Ascomycota; Sordariomycetes; Glomerellales; Glomerellaceae
Product: glycosyl hydrolase
Exons: 5
Coding region: 1-756 (251 amino acids)
Source: RefSeq, a predicted model, not a curated record
AUGUUUACAACUCUUCUUGCGGCCGUGGCUAUUGCUGCCAGUCAUGUUGCACACGCUUCUACCUCUGCAACUCCUAGCCUCCUCCUUUUCUCCAAGACGGCUGGCUAUCGUCAUGCAAGGCAUCUCGUGAGCUCCAUUGCCAAUGAGAAGGGUUGGUCAGUCGCGGCGACAGAAGACUCUGCCAUCUUCACCAACGGGAGCCUGUCCGCCUACAGCACUCUGGUCUUCAUCUCCACGACCGGCAACUACCUGUCAACUAAUGAGUCGGAUGCUCUCAACGAUUUCCUGCUUAACGGUGGCUCUUGGCUAGGCAUUCACGCCGCCGGUGAUUUUGGAGACGAUAUGCCUAACUGGUUCACCAAGCUUGUUGGUGCACAGAAAGAGCGAUAUCCUCCUAAUGGCAACAUUCGCUCAGACAUCGUCACAAUUCUCGACUUUGACCAUCCCUCGACCUCUGGUCUUCCAGAGAGCCACAACCGGACGGACGAGUGGUAUGCAUACAAGACUAAUCCUGCCGAUGAUUCUGCAUACAAAGUUCUCGCAAAGGUGGAAGAGACAUACAUCGACGAGAUCACGCUAUCUCCAGAGCUUCAGCACAUGCCUCCCAUGCACUCUAUUUCGUGGUACUCUAUGUACGAGGGCGUGGCUAGGGCGUUCUACACUGGUAUGGGACACACUAAUGAGUCUUAUUCUGAGGAGUACUUCGUCAAGCAUGUCACUGGAGGGUUAGAGUGGGUCACCGGCACUUCAGAUUAA